GCGUGGGGGUCGGUGGCUGCAGGGCGGGCGGGGCGCCGGCCGCGGGGCCCGUGCCGGGGGGAGCGAGCGAGCGGAGGCGCCGAGGAACCGAUUCACUCGCUGGGGAGACCUAUGGGCCGAAGCCGAGUAAAUGCGUUUUAAGCAGGGGCCUCGGCUCCGCAACUGCCACUCCUCCUCGGGGUGUUGCACAAGUUUCGAGGUCACCGGCGACCCCCCCUAGCAGCGCACCUGGCACUGGCCCCCACACGGAGGACGGGGCUUGUGUGUUGCAUACUUUCUAAGGCGGCGGCGGCGGCUCCAUCAAGCCGGUGGGCUCCUCCUGGGCAUGGAGGGCUACCUGAGUGAAUCGGACUUCGUGAUGGUGGAGGAGGGCUUCAGCACCGGAGACCUGCUGGAGGAGCUCACUCUGGGGGCCUCGCAGGCCACCGCGGGUAAGGUUGCUGCCUUCUUCGUGGCUGACCUGGGCGCCAUAGUGAGGAAGCACCUCUGCUUUCUGAAGUGCCUGCCGCGAGUUCGGCCCUUUUAUGCAGUCAAGUGCAACAGCAGCCUGGGCGUGCUGAAGGUCCUGGCCGAGCUGGGUCUGGGCUUCAGCUGUGCCAACAAGGCAGAGAUGGAGUUGGUCCAGCAUAUUGGUGUCCCUGCCAGUAAGAUCAUCUACGCCAACCCCUGUAAGCAAAUUGCACAGAUCAAGUAUGCUGCCAAGCAUGGGGUCCAGCUGCUGAGCUUUGACAACGAGAUGGAGCUGGCAAAGGUGGUAAAGAGCCACCCCAGUGCCAAGAUGGUUCUGUGCAUUGCCACCAAUGACUCCCACUCCCUGAGCCGCCUGAGCCUUGCAUUUGGGGCAUCGCUGAAAUCCUGCAGACACCUGCUUGAAGAUGCCAAGAAGAACCAUGUGGAGGUAGUAGGUGUGAGUUUUCACAUUGGCAGUGGCUGCCCUGACCCUCAGGCCUAUGCUCAGUCCAUCGCAGAUGCCCGGCUUGUGUUUGAAAUGGGUGCCGAGCUGGGUCAUGGGAUGCACAUCCUGGACCUUGGUGGUGGUUUCCCCGGAGCAGAGGGGGCCAAAGUGAGAUUCGAAGAGAUCGCCUCUGUGAUUAACUCAGCUUUGGACCUAUACUUCCCGGAAGGCUGUGGUGUGGACAUCCUUGCCAAGCUGGGGCGCUACUACGUGACCUCAGCUUUCACCUUGGCAGUCAGCAUCAUCGCCAAGAAGGAGGUUCUUCUGGAACAGCCUGGCAGGGAGGAGGAAAAUGGCUCUGCCAGCAAGACCAUCAUGUACCACCUCCACGAGGGCGUGUAUGGGAGCUUCAGCUCAGUCCUGUUUGACAACACCUGCCCCACCCCCAUCCUGCAGAAGAAACCAUCCUCGGAGCAGCCCUUGUACAGCAGCAGCCUGUGGGGCCCAGCGGCCGACGGCUGCGACUGCGUAGCUGAGGGCCUGUGGCUGCCGCCACUACAUGUUGGGGACUGGCUGGUCUUUGAAAACAUGGGCGCUUACACCACGGGCACAGGUUCCCUCAUCAGGGGCGCCCAGGCCUGCAGUGUCACCUAUGCCAUGUCUAGGGUGGCCUGGGAAGCCCUUCGAGGGCAGCUGCUGCCUGCAGAACAGGAUGAGGAUGCUGAGGGCGUGUGCAAGCCUCUGUCCUGCGGCUGGGAGAUCACAGACACCUUGUGCGUGGGCCCUGUCUUCACCCCGGCAAGCAUCAUGUGAGCGGGCCCUGUUCCCCCCCGAAGAACCCCAGCGGGGCCGCAGAGAUGCUUCUGGGAGAAGUGGGGAAGGUGGCACACAAGAGUACCCUCUGGCCAGGACUCUGGUGUUGCUCUGCUGCCCCCCACACUCCACCUGUAGUGUUUCUGCCCUGUAAAUAGGACCAGUCUUACACUCACUGUAGUUAAAGUAUGCAACAUAAAUCCUGUCCCUUCUAGCUGUGUCUGCCUCCUCUGCAGGGCAAGGGGCCUGGUCAGCCAGGUGUGGGGGUGUUCUUGGGGUCUCCCUUGGUCUCCUUCCCACCUUUAUAAAUAUGAACCAAAUAAAUAUUUAGGUUU
Messenger RNA from Talpa occidentalis (Iberian mole), 2043 nucleotides. It is a transcript of the gene AZIN2, whose product is annotated as antizyme inhibitor 2. Gene Ontology annotation, biological process: positive regulation of polyamine transmembrane transport; negative regulation of protein catabolic process; positive regulation of catalytic activity. The record is from RefSeq and is a predicted model, not a curated record. NCBI's taxonomy places the organism in Eukaryota, Metazoa, Chordata, Mammalia, Eulipotyphla, Talpidae. The transcript is spliced from 11 exons. The coding region runs from base 326 to 1708 and encodes 460 amino acids. Gene Ontology annotation, molecular function: ornithine decarboxylase activator activity; catalytic activity. Gene Ontology annotation, cellular component: cytoplasm.